Messenger RNA from Phodopus roborovskii (desert hamster), 527 nucleotides. It is a transcript of the gene Dnajc19, whose product is annotated as DnaJ heat shock protein family (Hsp40) member C19. The record is from RefSeq and is a predicted model, not a curated record. Bases 146 to 493 code for a protein of 115 amino acids. Gene Ontology annotation, biological process: protein import into mitochondrial matrix. Gene Ontology annotation, cellular component: PAM complex, Tim23 associated import motor. Gene Ontology annotation, molecular function: ATPase activator activity. The transcript has 6 exons. NCBI's taxonomy places the organism in Eukaryota, Metazoa, Chordata, Mammalia, Rodentia, Cricetidae.
GCGCUUUACGGCGCUCCUGCCGUGUUGCGCGGCGCUUCUGGCCCUGGAGGCGGUGUUGGCUGGGCCGCAGCGGUCUACUCAGACGUGCUGUGGCGGUGGGCUCGCGCUGGGAUGAGUGCGCGGUGCCGGGCCACGGAGCGGAGUCAUGGCCAGUACAGUGGUAGCGGUUGGACUGACCAUUGCUGCUGCAGGAUUUGCAGGCCGUUAUGUUUUACAAGCCAUGAAGCAUGUGGAACCUCAAGUAAAACAAGUUUUUCAAAGCCUACCAAAAUCUGCCUUCAGUGGUGGGUACUAUAGAGGUGGGUUUGAACCCAAAAUGACAAAACGGGAGGCAGCAUUAAUACUAGGUGUAAGCCCUACUGCCAAUAAAGGAAAGAUCAGGGAUGCUCAUCGACGGAUCAUGCUCUUAAACCACCCAGACAAGGGAUGCUUAGGUCCAGUCCAUACAGAUACAUUCUACCAGCAUCUUCUUGAUGCUCUUUUAUGGGCUUAGGACUAUACUGCUCCAUCAGGUUAGUAAAACAGCA